AAAAGCGCCCUUGUUUUUUCUUUGGCAAUGCAAAAGCCUAAGAAGUUGCUCAAGUGACGUUGUGCAGCUUGAUCUAAACACCGCUACCACCUUCCUCCAACAAUAUCCCCAUGAGUACCACCACCACAACCACCGCCAUCAGCGGCGCCGGCCUUUCCAUAGACAAGGAGGAGUCAACGGAGACACGGAUCAGGAGGCUGAUAUCGGAGCACCCUGUCAUCAUCUUUAGCCGAUCGUCUUGUUGCAUGUGUCACGUCAUGAAAAAGCUCUUAGCCACCAUCGGGGUUCACCCUACUGUCAUCGAACUUGAUGACCAUGAGAUCGCUUCCCUCCCUCUACCGCCGGCUCGCGAUAGCCUCUCCUCUCGCAAUCCUGCCCCCGCCGUGUUCAUUGGUGGAACCUGCGUCGGCGGCCUUGAAUCCCUCGUGGCUCUUCACCUUAGUGGCAACCUCGUCCCAAAGCUCGUCGAAGUUGGCGCACUCUGGGAGCUCUGGUCAGGGGUUUGAUCUGAUUUAGGACAACGAGCAAUGAGUGAAAUUGGGCCCAUGGAACUGGGUUCCAUACUUCCAUUUCCAAUUAUUGAGCAAUCAGAGCCUUUGAAAUUUGUUCCUGACAGGGUCUUGAUCAAACAGAAUGGUUAACUUAAUAAUGUGAUCUGGGGUUUUGGAGGAAGAUGAUUUUGUGAUGCCUUCUUUUUUUUUUUUUUUUCUUUCUGACAAUGACGAGCCCCGGUCCAAGUGGUCAUUGUCGCAUAAUCUGACAAAGUUCGUCCAAUUAUCAUUAAGAAGAAAAAGAAAUAAUAUCCUGGA
Molecule: messenger RNA, 809 nt
Organism: Durio zibethinus
Lineage: Eukaryota; Viridiplantae; Streptophyta; Magnoliopsida; Malvales; Malvaceae
Product: glutaredoxin-C6-like
Source: RefSeq, a predicted model, not a curated record